Messenger RNA from Polyodon spathula (Mississippi paddlefish), 2322 nucleotides. Its product is annotated as angiopoietin-2-like. Gene Ontology annotation, molecular function: receptor tyrosine kinase binding. Bases 1 to 1476 code for a protein of 491 amino acids. The transcript is spliced from 9 exons. Gene Ontology annotation, biological process: Tie signaling pathway. Lineage: Eukaryota; Metazoa; Chordata; Actinopteri; Acipenseriformes; Polyodontidae. The record is from RefSeq and is a predicted model, not a curated record.
AUGUGGAUUAUUUUGAUGUUCACGAGUUACAGUUUUGCUCUGGGAUCAGGGUACAGAAAAAGUACAGAAAAUCUGGGAAAGAGACAAUAUCAGAUCCAGAAAGGCCCUUGCAGCUACACGUUUCUGUUACCCGAGAUGGAAAAUUGCAGAUCAUCUUCAUAUCCUUAUGCAACUAAUGCAGUGCAACGAGAUGAUCCAGCUGAAUAUGACGAAUCAGUGCAGAGACUGGAACUUCUCGAAGAUAUCAUGGAAAACAACACCCAGUGGCUCUUAAAGCUAGAAAACUACAUCCAAGUCAACAUGAAGCACGAUAUGGUACAAAUUCAACAGAGUGCAGUGCACAACCACACAGCAGCCAUGAUUGAAAUUGGAACCAACCUGUUAAGUCAAACAGCAGAGCAGACCCGCAAAUUAACAAGUGUGGAGGCUCAGGUAAUAAAUCAAACUACAAGACUUGAACUUCAACUACUACAAAAUGCCCUUUCAACAAAUAAACUGGAAAAACAAAUUCUAGUCCAAACAACUGAAAUAAGUAGACUUCAUGAUAAGAACAGUUUUCUAGAAAAAAGAGUUUUAGAAAUGGAAGACCAGCGUCUAGCAGAACUUAAGACCCUGAAAGAUGAAAAGGACCAAAUCAAGCAGCUUGUGUUGCGACAGAACUCAAUGAUUGAGGAGCUGGAGCAGCAGCUGGUCACAGCAGCAUCAAACAACUCUGUCUUGCAGAAACAGCAGCAUGAUCUGAUGAAAACUGUUACUGAUCUUAUCACAAUAAUAUCCCCUCCUAACCUGAAAACUUCAAUCAUGGCUACAGAAGCUCAAAACCUUUAUAAAGACUGUGCAGAACUAUAUAAAUCUGGAAAGACAACAAGUGGUGUCUAUGCACUGACUCUCCCCAACACAACAGAGCAAAUAAAGGCAUACUGUGAUAUGGACUCCAGUGGAGGUGGCUGGACAGUAAUACAGCGUCGUACAGAUGGCCAUGUAGAUUUUCACAGAACUUGGAAAGAAUACAAAAUGGGGUUUGGUGACUCUGCUGGGGAAUACUGGCUGGGAAAUGAAUUUGUUUCCCAGCUAACCAAUGACCAACCACAUGCUCUGAGGAUUCAACUAAAAGACUGGGAAGGCAAUGAGGGCUAUUCACUCUAUGAUAAUUUUUAUCUCAACAGUGAGGCGCAGAACUACAGGAUACACCUUAAAGACUACAGUGGAACGGCAGGCAAAAUCAGUAGCCUUGGCCAAUCAGGAAGUGAUUUCAGUACAAAGGAUGUAGACAAUGACAAAUGUAUUUGCCAAUGUUCAAAACUCACCACAGGAGGUUGGUGGUUUGAUGCCUGUGGGCCUUCAAACUUAAAUGGAAUGUACUACCAACUGGGACAGAACACAAACAGAUUCAAUGGAAUCAAAUGGUAUUACUGGAAAGGGUCAGGCUACUCGCUAAAAGCAACUACAAUGAUGAUCAGACCUGCAGACUUCUGAUAAGGCAUCUGUUCAAAGAGUUUUCUGCCUAGUCUACAAAAUAUGGCUAGUACCUUAACUUUUCUGUGUUUUACAUCUAUCUGUUUGUUUAUAGGAAAUAUUCCAUUCCAUCAGAAGAUGGAAUAUUUAAUUUUUUUGAGGAAGUUUGCGUACUUGAACUACUGUAUAAAAAGCUGUAAACUUUGCUUGGUGCAAUUUUAUACAUUCUUUUUUAUUAUUAUUGUUAUUUAUACAAAACUGGAACUGUGAGAGACAAUUUAACAAAAGUAUGCCCUUUUGUGUAAUAUAAUUGUGAUCCAGCCUGCCGAUCACCACUCAUCAGGAAAAGGUGUCAAGAACUGUUUAGUUCGCAAACUUUUUUUUUUUUUUUUUAAUUCUAAGUGUUAAAAUUCAAGAAGGAAAAAGCACUUUGUAAGUGGAUACUUGUUCGGUUGUUAACAUAGAAAACAGGAUGUUGACUUUCAUAAAAAGCAAAGGGAAUUGUUUUGUAAAAUGUUGUAUAGAGUUUAUUCAUGUAUAUUAUCAUUGAAGGAACCACAAUAAUUUUUUGAAAAUUAAAAACAUUAGGAGGAUAAAAACCAUUAGUUUGUUUGAAAGCGCAGCAGAACCAUCUAGAAUUAUGUUACUAUCUCUACAGCAAUGGCCAGAAGUUUUGCAUCUCUCUAUAAUUAACUAAUUUUGCUUCAUAAAGUCAAGUGAAACCAGCUGAAUAAUGUUACCUUAACAUAUAGAAUUACAUACAGGUUUGUACUACUUUUCCAUACAGUAUACGUAAUGAAACACUGACAAAUUGAAAAAUGUGACAUUUUGAAAUCUAACAUGAAAUACUUUACUACUAUUAUAGCU